This is a messenger RNA of Pneumocystis murina B123, 1520 nucleotides long. RefSeq lists its product as hypothetical. The transcript has 4 exons. The record is from RefSeq and is a predicted model, not a curated record. The coding region runs from base 15 to 1520 and encodes 501 amino acids. Gene Ontology annotation, biological process: GPI anchor biosynthetic process. Gene Ontology annotation, cellular component: endoplasmic reticulum membrane. Gene Ontology annotation, molecular function: alpha-1,2-mannosyltransferase activity. Lineage: Eukaryota; Fungi; Ascomycota; Pneumocystomycetes; Pneumocystales; Pneumocystaceae.
UUAAGUGUUAGGAUAUGUUUGUAUUUCACGGAAUUUAUAAAGAACUUGUUUUAUUUUUUAUUUUAUUACAACUGCGUUUUUUUGUUGCAUUAACUUCUAAAACAUUUUUUCAGCCAGAUGAAUAUUGGCAAUCUCUUGAGCCAGCGCACCAAUUUGUAUAUGGAUAUGGAUAUCUUACAUGGGAAUGGCGUGAAGGAGCAAGAGAUUUUGUUUAUCCUUUUAUAUUUUCUAUUGUUUAUUGGCUCUUAAAACUAACUAAAUAUGAUUCUUCUUAUUUAAUAAUUAUUUUUCCGAAAUUAUUACAAGCUAUAUUUACAACAAUUUCUGAUUUUUAUACUAUAAAACUUUCUUUGAAAUUACACGGUGAGAGGGUAUCUUUUUGGACAUUAUUUAUUGUUAUUACAUCUCCAUUUAAUAUUUUUUUUGGAUAUCGUACAUUUUCCAAUACUCUAGAAACAGUUUUUAUAAUUUGCGCAUUAUAUUAUUGGCCUUUAAAUUUUAAAGGUUUUCAAAAGAAAGAAUUACGUUUUUCUUUUAUUUUUGUUUCUAUUGCGUGUAUUUUAAGGCCUACAAAUAUACUAAUAUGGCUAUUUUUAUUAGGAUGUUUAUUUUUUUGCGGUAAUUUUAAAUUUAUUUUUGAUGUUUUUAUUAUAGGAUUUAUUUCGUUUUUAUUUCUUUUUUUACUUAAUUUUUAUUAUUAUAAUAGAUGGACACUUCCUUUUGUUAAGUUUUUAAAGUUUAAUUUAAUUGAUGAUUUAUCUGUUUAUUAUGGUUCAUCCCCGUGGCAUUAUUAUUUAUUCCAAGGUUUACCUAUACUUUUGUUUUUAUAUCUACCUUUUGGUCUUCAUGGGGCAUAUCUACAUAGAAAAACGAUAUAUUUUCGACUUAUUAUUUUUAUCUUGUUUUGCUAUUCGAUGAUUCAGCAUAAAGAAAUUAGAUUUAUAUACUUUUUGUCUCCUUUGUUAUAUAUUUUUUCAGCUAAAUCGAUUUCAUAUGUUCCAAUGUUUAUUAUAAAGAAAAUGGUUUCAUUAAUUCUGAUUAUUAAUGUUAUUGUGAUAUGGUAUAUUAAUCAGGUUCAUCAACGUGGAGUUAUAGAUGUUAUGGGAUAUAUAAGGAAUAAUCUGGAUGUAUUUGGGGUUGUAUUUUUAAUGCCAUGUCAUUCUACUCCAUGGCAAAGUUAUGUACAUAGGCCGGAUAUACAAAUGAGAUUUUUGACAUGUGAACCUCCUACAAGUUUACAUCAAAAUAAUAUUAGUAUAAAAUAUAGAGAUGAAGCUGAUCGAUUUUAUGAUGAUCCUUAUUUAUUUCUUCAAAAGUAUUUUGUUUAUGAAAGUCUUAACUCUACAUUACAGGAUGGAUUUUUUUGGCCUUCUCAUUUUGUUUUUUUUGAAAAUUUACUGACAAUAAUUGAUAGUCAUGUUAAUAUAUUAGGGUACAAAGAGUGUGCUAGAUUUUUUAAUUCACAUUUUAUUGAUGAUUGGAGGCGUAAAGGAGAUGUUAUAGUAUAUUGUAAGAAAUAA